AUACUGAUUAACACGCUUCAGAUCAAGAUGAAGUUCUGGAUGGUACUGGCUGUGUUUGGUCUCCUGGCUCUGGCUGUCAAGGCUGAAGAUGAGGUUGAACGGGCCCCGGGAACACAAGGCGAUGCCAAUGCCGACCAGACCCGCCCCAGAGGAGGAACCAUCCGCUGAACCCAGUUCUUCUGACCACGGUGACGACGAUCCCACAGAGGAACCCACAUCUGAGCCAGUUCCAAAUGAGGAAGACCAAGAAAAAGAGGAUGAUGUAGGUGAGGAGAGGGAGGUGGAGGAUAAGGAAUGGGUGGAUGAGAAAAUGGAGAAGGAACAGGUAGAGGAGUUGGUGGAAGGAGAGCCGGAAGCGCCAUCCACCGAGGCCCAAGACGGAGCACAGGGCGGUGCCUCUCACUUCACCUUGUAUCUACCAGCUCUCUUCUUUAGUGCCCUUGUUGCACUCAAGGUGGCUCACUGAGAACCAUCAACCUUGAGAGUAUCAUUGAAAGGCCUUAUAUAAAUAUAUGUAUGUAUCAAAAUAUUAGCAAGAUGACUGGACUGGUAGGUAGGAAGUUCAAUAAAGUAACAUUUGAAAUUUAAUAUUUUAGCAGAUUCCUCAUUUGAUUAAUUGUUCCAUAAAUUCAGAAAGUAAAGUGAACAGCAUCAGUUGGAAAUACUUAGCAGGUCUCCUACUUCAGUUCAAAUAUUUAGGGUUUUCAGAUGCUCAUACCAGAAGAUACACCAAAUUAAAAUAUUCACAUCAAUAGAGAUUUAUUCAGGUAGCUGUUUGACCAGGUAGCGGGUUAUUAACUGUUGAAGUCUGUAAUUAUUAUCGAGGUGUAAGUAAAGCUUGUCUGUAAGUGCACAUAUAGUGCUAUAAUGGUAUAUUAGGAAUUUAGUUUUACAAUGGAUAAUAUUUUGAGUUUAAUUACAGUAUUGUACAAAAUGGAAAUAGCUUUUGGAGAAAGUAAAACUAAUGUUAUUCCAAUAUUGUCAUCUGGACUUAACAGGGCUUAUAUAUAUAAGGUAAACUUUAUUACCACUACUUCACAAUGCCCUCUGGCUUAUUUAGCAAACUAUUAUUUGUUCUCCUUAUUUAACAGUUUAUGGAGAGUCAUAUGUGUGAAAUAGGAUGAAAGAUAACGAAGUGUAUUUAUCUUUAGUUUUGACAUCUGGGAAAUUGUUGUAAUAUAACCAAACACAUUUAUACUGUACAUGGAGUUUGGAGAGGAAUUAUUAGUCUUAUAAGUUGGUCACCAUCAAUGAGUAAAAAACAAAAAUAAAAAACACUUGGGGUUUUGAUUUUCCAUAGUCUUUAAAUUAUUGGCAUAAGUUUUGUAAAUUAUAUUGCUGGGAUACUGACGCCUCUCUUAGUAAGUGACGUGUAAUAGCUCUCGGUAGAUGACAUCGGUUGGCCGUUGUGUUACAGCCGGCACGACACCUUCAUGACACAAUGUUCUCGUCCCUUAUCGGUGCCUAAAAAACUGUACUAGUAAGGAGGUGGUUGAUGUACUCAUUUACACCAUAGAGAUGAAAUAUUGUACAGUACUCCAUCUUGUAACUGUAAUGAGAGAGGAGAAUAGACUAAUUGAUACAAUACUACAUGAAAUAUUAAUAUAUCAACUUAAAACAUCACAUAAUAUGUAAUCAUAGGCAAUUCUGCAGUAAUUUGUAUAUUAAUAAAAUAAAUUAGCAUGGGACAUGGAGAUUAAAUUAGAGAAGUAAGAUUGGCAAGUUUAUUAUCAUUCUGAGUUACAAUCUGGUGAAUGAAUCUCAAGGAGCAGAAGUCUGGCUCCUGUGAAGGGGAGGCAGGGGUGGCGGCAGAGUGUUCACAUAAGCGUUUACACCAUCCAUAUCCACUAGGGAAAACAAUAGAGAAACCUUCCAUUUAAGAGGCAUAGGUGUUAGUGGACUUACCUCUCCAUAUUGUCCGUUAGGUGGAGGUUUCACUGUAUUAGGGUAAAAGAAUAAAUAAAUAAACCUGAUUCAUCCAAUUAGAACAAAGAAUUGCUUGUUUGUACUUUUAUAGUGCUUUCUGUAUGGCCAGGUUCUUGAAAGUAUUAGAAUUUUCUGCACACAUGAUUCAAUACAUUUUUGGUGGAUGAAUGAAAUCUCCCUCUUCCUUCCCCUUCCCUCCCCUCCCUUCUCUUCCUCCCCUCCCCUUUCCCCUCCCCAUCGUGUAAGGUAAAUAAAUGUCAUGCUAUCUCCGCUUUCUAGCCUCGGAAUUUGUUAACGCAGCGUAUUUUUUUUUUAUUCAAUAUAAUGUUUACUCUAUAGGUUUUAAUUUAUUGUACUGUAUAUGGAUGUUAAUGGAUAUUCUGAGCUUCUUGAAGUGUGAUGUAUUGCAAGCAUAUUGUGACUCCUGAAGCUACAACAUUCCCUAUUUAAUAUUUGUACAAGUUUUCACUACUAUCUGUGCAGUGUAUAAUCCACUUAUAGGAAAGUUAGUUUAGAACCCCAGUUUUAAGUGUUUGUCUGAAAUAGUACGUCAAUAAACUUGAUCAUGUA
Homarus americanus (American lobster) is the source of this 2496-nucleotide messenger RNA. Its product is annotated as cytochrome c1-like. The record is from RefSeq and is a predicted model, not a curated record. Lineage: Eukaryota; Metazoa; Arthropoda; Malacostraca; Decapoda; Nephropidae. The transcript has 4 exons. The coding region runs from base 89 to 466 and encodes 125 amino acids.